AUGGCAAUUGCAAAACAAAAGAUGAACACGAACAAAGAAGAUGCUCCCCAUGAGUUGGAAAGCCAAUUCAUAUUACGUCUACCUCCAGAACAUGCUUCUACUGUGAGAAGAGCAAUACAGUCCGGAAGUGUCAACCUGAAAGAUAAAUUAACCAUUGAAUUACAUGCAGAUGGACGUCAUGGAAUUGUCCGAGUAGACAAUGCCCCAUUAGCAGCUAAGGUGGUUGACCUGCCCUGCAUUACUGAAUCCUUGAAAACCAUUGAUAAAAAAACCUUUUACAAGACAGCAGAUAUCUGCCAGAUGCUAGUGUGCAGUGUGGAUGGGGAUCUUUACCCACCUCCAGAAGAACCAGUUGCCACUACUGAUCCGAAAGCAAGUAAGAAAAAAGAUAAGGACAGGGAGAGGAAAUUCAUCUGGAACCAUGGUAUCACUCUGCCACUUAAGAAUGUCAGAAAGAGAAGGUUCCGUAAAACAGCCAAGAAGAAGUACACUGAAUCACCAGAUGUGGAAAAAGAAGUAAAGAGGCUUCUCAGUACAGAUGCAGAAGCUGUCAGUGCCCGAUGGGAGGUAAUUGCCGAAGAUGAAACUCCGGAAGCAGACAACCAGGUUUCCUUAGCGGGUCUAGAUAUUUCCUCUCCAGGAAUGAGUGGCCAUAAACAGGGCCAUAGCUCCUCAAAACAUGAUGAACUUAGGGAGAUAUUUAAUGAUAUUAGCAGCAGUAGUGAAGAAGAAGAUGAGAGAGAUCCUAAUGAUGAUGAAGAUAUAAACAUUACUGACACUGAAGAAGACCUAGAGAGGUAUCUACAAGACAAGCUUGAUGAAUCUGAUGAGCAGCGCCAAGAAAACGAGGAAACAAAUCAGAUGAUCAUGGGAAUUCAGAAGCAGAUUGAUAGAAUGAAAUAUCAAUGA
Sarcophilus harrisii (Tasmanian devil) is the source of this 909-nucleotide messenger RNA. Its product is annotated as transcription initiation factor TFIID subunit 7-like. Lineage: Eukaryota; Metazoa; Chordata; Mammalia; Dasyuromorphia; Dasyuridae. Gene Ontology annotation, cellular component: transcription factor TFIID complex. Gene Ontology annotation, molecular function: RNA polymerase II general transcription initiation factor activity. The record is from RefSeq and is a predicted model, not a curated record. The transcript has a single exon. Gene Ontology annotation, biological process: transcription initiation at RNA polymerase II promoter; RNA polymerase II preinitiation complex assembly. The coding region runs from base 1 to 909 and encodes 302 amino acids.